This is a messenger RNA of Microcebus murinus (gray mouse lemur), 3141 nucleotides long. The record is from RefSeq and is a predicted model, not a curated record. Lineage: Eukaryota; Metazoa; Chordata; Mammalia; Primates; Cheirogaleidae.
AGUUGUUAAAGUUUUCAAAGCAGUAGUAGCAGCAGCAGCGGCCACACUUGGGGAAAAAGGAAGCCUGUUGGAGGGAGCAGCCUGCCCCUGCUGAGCGGAGGAGGGGUUGAGAGCCCAGUGGAGGUUCCAGGCACAAGGCAGGGAUUCUGACGCUCUCGAGAGAGACGGGCUCUGCCCCCUUGCCUGAGCCGACCCUACAAUGUGGACCCUGCUCCUCCAGCUCAGGCCUGGAGACCUGAAAUAAAAUGGAUGAUUUGACGCUGCUGGAUCUUCUGGAGUGCCCCGUGUGCUUUGAGAAGCUCGACGUCACAGCCAAAGUUCUCCCCUGCCAGCACACCUUCUGCAAACCAUGUCUGCAGAGGGUUUUCAAGACCCACAAGGAGCUGAGGUGCCCGGAAUGCAGGACCCUGGUGUUCUGCGGCAUCGAGGCGCUGCCGGCCAACCUGCUGCUCGUGCGACUUCUGGAUGGCGUGGGCUCGGGGCCAAGCUCCGGGAGAGGGGGCUCCUUCCGCAGGCCCGGCGGGCUGACCUUGCCGGACGGCAGGAAAAGCAGGACCAACCCCAGAGGUCUGCAGGCCAGCCCUUUCCGCCUGGUGCCCAACAUCAGAAUCCACAUGGAUGGGGUGCCUCGAGCCAAGGCCUUAUGCAACUACCGAGGGCAGAAGCCUGGCGACCUGAGGUUUAAUAAGGGAGAUGUGAUCCUCCUCCGGAGACAGCUGGAUGAGAACUGGUACCAGGGGGAGAUCAACGGCGUCAGUGGGAUCUUCCCAGCCAGCUCCGUGGAAGUCAUCAAGCAGCUGCCCCCGCCACCCCCGCUCUGCAGGGCCCUGUACAACUUCGACCUACGAGACAAGGGCAAGAGUGAGAACCACGAUUGCCUCACCUUCCUCAAGGACGACAUCAUCACUGUGCUCAGCCGAGUGGAUGAGAACUGGGCAGAAGGCAAGUUAGGAGAUAAAGUAGGCAUCUUCCCCAUCCUGUUUGUAGAGCCAAACCUCACUGCAAGACACCUCCUAGAGAGGAACAAAGGCCGUCAGUCACCCCGCGCAAAACAUCUGUCCCUGGUGUCCUCAUCCUCCAGAAGUAACACACCCACCCUCCGCAGGGGCCCAGGGUCCAGGAGGAAGGGGCCCGGGCAGUUCUCCAUCACAACAGCCUUGAACACUCUCAACCGGAUGGUCCAUUCUCCCUCAGGGCGCCAUAUGGUGGAGAUCAGCACCCCGGUGCUCAUCAGCUCCAGCAACCCCUCUGUGAUCAGCCAGCAUGUGGAGAAAGCAGACAUCCCUGCCAGCUCUUCAGGACAGGUCAGCACUUACCACCCGGUACCUGCCUCUCCAGGACAUUCCACGGCCAUGGUCAGCAUGCCCGGCUCCCAGCAACACCUGUCAGCCAACAUGUUUGUAGCCCUGCACUCCUACUCAGCCCAUGGACCUGACGAGCUGGACCUGCACAAGGGAGAAGGCAUCAGGGUCCUGGGGAAGUGGCAGGACGGGUGGCUCAGGGGCAUCUCCCUGGUCACCGGGCGAGCCGGCAUCUUCCCGGGCAACUACGUCAUCCCCAUUUUCAGAAAGACCUCUAGUUUUCCAGAUUCCCGGAGCCCUGGUCUCUACGCCACAUGGACAUUAUCCACCUCCUCUGUGUCCUCCCAAGGCAGCAUUUCAGAAGGUGACCCCCGGCAAAGCCGUCCCUUCAAAUCCGUCUUCGUGCCCACCGCCAUUGUCAACCCCGUAAGGAGCACAGCCGGAACCGGGACCAUAGGACAAGGGUCUCUUCGGAAAGGGCGGAGCAGCAUGAGAAAGAAUGGAUCCCUGCAGAGACCCGUGCAGUCGGGCGUGCGCGCCCUCGUGCUGGGCUCCCUCCGACGCAGCCCCACCGUGGUCGUGCGGCCCCAGCAGCUCCCGUUCUACCAGCCGCACGGGGGCCCCGCCUCGCCGGCGGUGGAGACGGGCCCCAAGCCCGCGCCCACGGGGGAGCCGGCCCUCACGGGCGUCAGCAGGGCCGGCGACGCCCGCACGCACUCGGCCGCCAGCUCCCUCAUCGUGGAAGGCAAGGACAUCCCCGCCAAGAGCGAGCCUCCGCCGAAGCCGCCGGCGUCCGCGCCGCCGUCCAUCCUGGUGAAACCAGAAAACUCAAGAAAUGGCACCGAAAAGCAAGUCAAAACCGUGAGAUUUCAGAAUUACAGCCCUCCUCCUACCAAACACUACACCUCCCAUCCCACCUCCGGGAAGCCUGAACAGCCAGUGACCCUCAAGGGGCCCCAGCAUGAAGCAUCCUCCCUGGGCUCAGAGAUGACCAUCCUAUUCGCCCAUCGAAGCGGCUGCCACUCCGGACAGCAGACAGACCCCCGGAGAAAGUCAGCUCUUGGCAAGGCCACCGUCCUGGUUCCCGCUGCCGCAGCCACGCAGACCGUGUUUCCCAGCAAAUGAAUCUACAGGUGGCUUUUCCUAGACCCCAAAGAGAGCCUGCCUUGGCAAACUUCUCCGGAGGAGCUGGGAGCCACUGGGAUGCUGAAGAGAACAAAUGAUCUGCUCUGAUGGAAACUGCUCACUGGCGAGUCUGUGGACCAUGUGAUGUUCCUUGAACAUCAGGGGAGGCACAGGAGUAAGAAUAGUCUGGCUCCCAAGACAGCAGGGUAAUAGGAGAAAGAGCAAAUCUGCCUGCAGCCCCGAGAGCAAUGAGGGCUGGGCCAGGGUGGAGAAGCAAGUGAGUCGUGCACUGUCACAGGUUACUCCUGACUCCCCUCGCUCCUGCUGUCAAAGCCUCGCUUCAUCUUGCGGAUUUCUUCACAGCGUGGCACCUCACACACGAAAAGACCGGACAUCAAAUGCCUUCCAGCCCUGUCUGGCCUGUCUCUCCAGCUUAGCUUUAAAAGCAAAGCGGGGGAUGACAUCACCGUCUCCUCUCGGGUGUUCAAUCCGGACAGCGCACGGCUUCUGCACAAUGUCCUCUGCCCUUCACCCCACCCCGACUCCCUGCCGAGCAGCCUGCAUGCCUCUGCCACACCCUCCUCCUUUUCCAUUCUGUCUUUCCCCCAUCCCUGCUGGCCCAGAGGAGUUCUGUUAGAACACAGCCAUCAAGGAAACAGGGACUUGACACGUAAAGAAUCUCAGACAAGGAACAUCCAUGAUGCUAUACGAGAGA